ACCCGACAGCGUCAUUCUCCAGUCGGCCGCCGUUGCCGUCGCUCUCCAGACAUCAUGUCCAGCUCGGGCCCCGGGGACAGCACCUGCCCUUCCUCCUGCUUCGACCCCUCCUCCGCCUCCUCCUACCCCCCCUCCUCCGCCUCCUCCUACCCCCCCUCCUCCACCUCCUCCGUGGAGAGCAGCGGCGGCGAGGAGGACAGCGUGAGCCCCGCGGUGCGGCUCCUCUACCCCGCGCCCCGGCCCUCCGCCCUGGCCUCCCACCUGCUGCGCGUGCCGCUGCGCACCUGCCCGCGCCACUCCGGCCACGCCGUCGCGCUCCGCCGCAAGCGGGAGAUGACGCCGGCCGAGAAGAAGGACACCAGCUACUGGGACAAGAGGCAGAAGAACAACGAGGCGGCGCGGCGCUCCAGGGAGAAGCGGCGGCUCAACGACCUCAUGAUGGAGGGCGAGCUGCUGUCGCUGAGCGACGAGAACGCCCAGCUGAGGGCCGAGAUGCUGGCCCUGCAGUACAGCUUCAGCCUCGGCGCCAGGCGCCCCCACGCGGCCGCCGGCUCCGUCCCCGCCGGCAUGUGCCUGCCCCCCCGGCCGCCGGCCCCCUACCUCUACCCGGUGUCCACCCUCUUGCAGGCGGGCGGGAGGUGGGGGCGCGGGGGGAGGGACGCCUUCGUGCUGGGGAGGGGGCAGCACGAGGUGGCCGCCUACCCCCUGGGCCACGGCUGGCCGCCCCUCUCCGCGGACGGAGCUCCGGCGCAGGAGCCCGGGGAGCCGCCGAAGUCCCAGGGCGGCUUCAAGCAGGAGCUGCUCCCGUUCCACCCCUUCGCCUGCACCCCCUCCCCGGGGAAAGGGGAGCCCGGGAGCCCCACCGGACAAACGGGGGACAAGAGGGCCGAGGCUCCGCCGCAGCCGCAGGGCCCCUCCACGCACCACGUCCCCGCCAGCACCUUGCUCCCGGUCCCUGCCGUCUCCUCCGCCCCCGCCUCCGUGAUGCGCCCAGAGAGCUGGCUGAUGCCCCCCCUGCACCACCCGGCCUGGCAGAACCAGCCCAUGGUGCCCUGGGGGUCGGGGUACCUCUCCCACCCGGGCCUGUACCCCCGUCUGCCCCUCUACAUGGCCCUGGAGUAGGGUAGGGGGGGAAGCAGCAGCUGGCCCCAGAAACUUCUGCUCACCUCGGGAUUAAUGCUCCUGGAUGCUGAGCAGGGGGUUCGUCUGAACCUGGAAACAAAAGUCUGUUGUUUCGUUUUUUCUCUUUUAAGUGUGCAGUUAUUAGGUGAGGGGGAGUCAUAGCUGUAAAGUAGCCUGCUGAUAAAUGGCAUGCAUUUACAUGAAACGUGUGGUUUGGUUUGUGGGUCGUUAGUCAUAUCUUAUAGUGGAAGUCAGAGCUUUUCCGUUUUUCUUUGCUAAUGCGUACAAAUAAAAAAAAAAGGAGGAAUUUAUUCCUUUUGAUCAAGUCGUCAUGAUUAUCAAAAGCACUGCUUUGUGUGUGUGUUUUUGUAUUUUUAAAUGUUUUAAUGUUUAAUCAUUUGAUACAAAUAUUAUGCUGUGGACUAUACGCAAAGUAGUAAUCUUUAAUAGGGCCUACUGCUCGCACAUAUUUUAUAGAGUAAUAGAUCAUAUAAAUCACAACAGAUGAGAUUAAACUUUUUGUAUACUGCAUAUCACAUGAUCUUGAACUCUUGGCCUUGGUCUUUGAAAACGUUGCGCACCUACGUUUCUUAGGAAAAGCCGCACAUACAACCAGCACACGAGGUCUUGGUUGGUGGGAUUUCCCCGGGUCCAAAUCACGGAUUUCCCCGUGAAAAUCAGCUCAUUUUACGUUGUUUUUUUUGUCAUCUAACAUGUUAACAUUUUAUCAUUGCAGGCUUGGAAAUAUUCCUUCGGGUUAAAAUCAAUUAGCUCUAUAAACUUGAUGUCAUAGUUGGAUUAAUUAUUAGUGUAAAUAUAUUUAAUCGCACAAAUUAACACGGGUAGCGUCGUUCUCUUGUUUAUGGAAUAAUCCAUUCUGAGGUUUGUGGGGGUGUCAAAACACCAGCCGACGCAAGUUUCUGAGGUUGUUUAGUAUUUUAGGGGGAAAUAAAUAUUUAAAUAGGCUAUGUCCAACUAUUUAGUAAAUUUUCUUGGAAAUUGGUAUUCAUUCGCAUUCUCUUUUCAAUUAGACGUUACGUCAGCAUUGUAGCACUAAUGGUCCACACUAAACAUGUUUUAUUACCGUAUCGUCUAUUUAUUUUAUAACAUUUUAGGAUUUUUCUAAACUUUAACAGGGUUACAUUAUGUGAACAGAGACCUACGAAACAAGUCAUACAACAAAAGGUUGUAUGACUAUCACCAUCACACUGACCUAUCAGUAGGUCAGUGUGCAGUUCCGAAUGUAACCAGACAUAGGCGCUACAACAUCACCUAACUGGACAAACUAGAGUAGGCACUGUGUCGAUGAACAACAAACAAAGGGGCGGCAAAAAGACAAAGGUUUGAAGAUGAGAAGAAAAUAACAAUGAAGGCCUGAAUAUAUUGUGUGAUAUAUUGUG
Molecule: messenger RNA, 2522 nt
Organism: Gadus macrocephalus (Pacific cod)
Lineage: Eukaryota; Metazoa; Chordata; Actinopteri; Gadiformes; Gadidae
Exons: 1
Coding region: 55-1122 (355 amino acids)
Biological process (GO): regulation of DNA-templated transcription; circadian rhythm
Cellular component (GO): nucleus
Molecular function (GO): DNA-binding transcription factor activity; DNA binding
Source: RefSeq, a predicted model, not a curated record